AUGGAUUUUCUAAAAUGUUCCUACGAUAAACACGAGCGUGUGUGGAGUGGCGACAAGCGUCCAUUGAUUUACGAUUUCGAUUGUUCGUUGGGCAAAGUUAUAUACAACACACUGAGGAACUAUCCGAAAAAAGUUUGUCAGGUUUCCGAUAACAAUGGACGUGAGGUUACCAAUGGUGAGACGCUUACUUGGUCCGUACGCUUGGCACAGCAUUUUAAAAAAAUGCACCUAAGGCAUGAUGACGUAAUCGGUAUUGUAGCUAAAAACAGCACUUAUUUGACUUCGGUGGCUGUCGGUUGUUUUAUGAAUUGUACGCCCUUCCAUGCUGUCAAUCCAAUAUUCGAUACGAAGAGCAUCGAAAAUGUCUUCACUAUCACAGCACCCAAAAUAAUAUUUUUAGAUGGCGAGUAUUAUGAGAAAGUCUUGGAAGCUACCCGUGCUUUCAAGCCAUUAUACUACACAUUAACCAAUCAUAUUGAGGGUGUAGCAAAAAUUGAAGAUCUAUUGCUACCCACAAAAACGGAAUUCUUUUACCUGCCUGAACAACUGACGUUGGGCGGUGAACAAACUGUAGCGAUACUCUGCUCAUCCGGAACCACAGGUCUACCCAAAUGCGUGUGCAUAUCGAAUUAUGCGCUACAAUUAGAAAAUGUAUUUGUUACCAGUGAGGAUGUGGUAUUCACCAAUAGCAACAUAGACUGGUUUACCGGUUUGUUAUACACCAUUAUCACAUGCACUUCCAGCUGCAAGCGUGUUAUCACGAACCGUCCCUUCACCCCGGAAUAUCUGGUUGAGUUAGUGCAGAAAUACCAAAUUAGCAUCGUUGGAGCUGCGCCAUUUCACGUCGCCGCGCUGGUGGCUUGCCCCACAGCUAACGCCGAGAAUUUGAGCACAAUUCGUUCAUUUUCCAUAGGUGGAGGCAGCGUCACUCUGCCUGUAAUUCAACGUCUACAAAGUUUACUCAAGAACAGUUUGAUAACCUUUGGCUAUGGACUAACCGAAGUUGGCGGUAUUUCAAUUAACAUGGGCACUCAGUUUCACACGUCAGUGGGUAAGUUGUUGCCUGGUCUGCACGCGCGCAUUGUCGAUGAGCAAGGCAAGAAUUUGCCAUCCAACGAAGUGGGUGAGAUUUAUGUAAAAACUGGUCGUAAAUGGAAUGGUUAUUAUAGUAAACCCAUUGAAACGCAACGCUUCCAAGACUCGCUUGGUUGGUUUCAUACCGGUGAUCUUGGCUACUUCGAUGAUAAAAACAUGCUUUACAUCGUCGAUCGUAAGAAGGAUAUAAUGAAAUAUCAGGGCAUGCAAUACUGGCCUGGUGAGAUCGAGCAAGUAAUCAGUCAGCUGCCUGAAGUGGCAAACGUUUGUGUGGUGGGCGUAAACGAUGAGCGCAAUGGCGAUGCUGCCGGCGCCGUUGUAGUGAAACGUAAGGAUGCCGUACUCACGGAGCAGCAAGUCAAGGAUCAUGUGGUUAAGCAAAUACCGAUGCCCUACAAGCACCUGCAUGCGGGUGUAAUUUUUGUGGACGAACUGCCACACAAUACUAAUGGUAAGUUACUAAGGAAGGAGGCGAAGGCAUUAUUUGAGUCUAUAUAAGUGUUUGGGUGGACUUAUGUUUUGAAAUUAUUGAGUAAAAGCAAUUAAUUGUGUGAA
Messenger RNA from Bactrocera tryoni, 1650 nucleotides. Its product is annotated as 4-coumarate--CoA ligase 3-like. NCBI's taxonomy places the organism in Eukaryota, Metazoa, Arthropoda, Insecta, Diptera, Tephritidae. Bases 1 to 1593 code for a protein of 530 amino acids. The transcript is spliced from 5 exons. Gene Ontology annotation, molecular function: long-chain fatty acid-CoA ligase activity. The record is from RefSeq and is a predicted model, not a curated record. Gene Ontology annotation, biological process: fatty-acyl-CoA biosynthetic process; long-chain fatty acid metabolic process.